AUGCGCUCCAACCCCUCUGACGCGCCUGACUCGUCUCUCACGCCUAACCCUUCCCGCACGCCUGAUGCUUCCCCCGCGCCUAACUUUCUCCGCUCGCCUAACCCUUUCCGCUCGCCUGAUUCCUUUCGCGCGCCUGAUUCCCUCCGCGCGCCUGACUCCUUCCGAGCGGCUGACUCCUUCCGCGCGCCCGAUUCUUCCCGCGCGCCUGAUUCCUCCCUCACCUCUCUCAGCUCGCGCAACUUGGCCGCUUCCAUCGGGCCUGGCGGCAGUAGUAGGCGCAAUCGUCACCGUCAGCAGCACGGACGGUCACGAUCUGCUGCGGCGCUCGAGCCGAUUCCGCGUUCUCCAGCGACAUUAGCGGGGCAGCACUCUGCUGGUCUUCGCAGCCCCGGUCUAGACUCCGUUAACCUUCGCUCUGUCGGCAAUAGUAGCCGGGGUGUGCAAUCAGACCGUCCCGACUCUGCUGAGCGACAGGAAGCGUCGUCCGGGCGACUGGAAGCGUCAUCGUGGCGACAGGAAGCGUCGUCUUGGCGACAGGAAGCGUCGUCUUGGCGACAGGAUGCGUCUUCUGGGCGGCUGGAAGCGUCGUCUGGGCGGCUGGAAGCGUCGUCUGGGCGGCUGGAAGCGUCGUCUAGGCGACUGGAAGUGUCGUCUGAUCGACUAGAAGGUGUUUUCGAGAUGUUAGACGGAGAGGCGGGGCUGGUGGGGGAAGCGUCUGGGCGAUCCGAAGAGUCGCAUGGGCGACGGAGUGUCGCAGGCGACGCGGCGAGCGAUAUGAGCGCGUCGUCGAGACCAGUGGGAGCAGCGGAAAGCAGUUCACACGGUGAGGGUGGUGAGAUCAGACCGGACGGCCGACUAGACGACGAACAUAGGGACGAAAUCAGGCCUGACGGACAAACAGACGACGAGGUUGACGUUAACGGAAAACGUCAACGUUCUGGCAGGCGGGCAUCACGGUUGCGAGUGAGGUGGGGGCCAGACUCACCCGACAGGGAUACCCCGGGAGAACAGGGCAAGCCAAAAUCACGGCUGCGAGUGAGGUGGGGGCCAGACUCACCCGACAGGGAUACCCCGGGGGCAGCGGGAGAGGGCUGGGGUGGUAUAGUUGGUGCGAGCAGCAGGAGCUUCAGGCAUGUAGCAAGCUUUCUCCAGAAUUCCUGGCGCCAGGAUUUGCCUGACUCGCCCCCGAGCGAACGCGAGGAGGAGAAGAGAGAGGGAAUUGGGGAGGAGGGCGGAGGGAGCAGCGAGGAGAGCAGGGUGUUGAAAAGGAGAAGGGGGCGGGGAUUGCGAGGGUUGCAAGGAGGGAGAGGAGGGAGAGGAGAGGACGGAGAGAGGGGAGGUGGGUGCUGGUCAAACCCGGCAUGGGCUACGUACCUGAACCAGCCCGUACCUGAGAAGGUUGGGCCCGUGCCGUCCACCCCGCCUCGGAAGGAGGCCGGGCUGUGCUACGUGCUGUAUCGGUGGGUUCUGGCGGCGAUGAGGCGAAUGCGCAUCCCCAUCAUUCACCCCUACUCAAGGUUCCGCCGAGACAUCAACGUGCUCGUGGGCGCCUGUAUUCUCUACAACGUGUGGGAGAUUCUCUUCCAGAUCGCCUUUGACCUGCGCUCCACGGGUGCAUGGCUCAUCGUCGACUCAACCCUCUCCGCCAUCUACCUCAUCGACGUGCUCCUGGGCUUUAAGACCGGUUACGUGACAAGAGAACGGCAUGUGCGCACAAGCGACGGCAUCAAGAUAUUGCAGCCGCAGCAGAUUGUCCUGGAGCAGCGCCGCAUAGUGUGGCACUACCUGCGCACGUGGUUCCUGCUCGACCUCCUCUCCUCGCUACCCAUGGACCUCAUCAUCUCCCUCACCACCACCUCCUCCUCCGGCUUCUGGAUCUCCACUGUGUUCCGAGCGCUGAAGCUCUUCCGCAUGCGCCGCCUGCUGAACGCCACGGACCAGCUCAGAACGUCCUUCGUGCGCUCCACGUGGAUGGAGCUCACCGUGCUCAUCCUGCAGAUCUGCAUGUUUUGCCAUGUGGGCGCGUGCGCCUUUGCUCUGAUUGGCCGGCUCGAGCCAGAGGGCCAAUCGUGGCUCGCCAACUUCUUCUGGGACGACAACGGGGAGGCGCAGCCUCUGGAAACGGCGCCGCCACUUGUCGCCUACGUGGCGGCCAUCUAUUGGUCCAUGGUCACAUUUGCCUCGGUGGGCUACGGAGACAUCUACCCGCAGGACACCAUCCCAGAGCGCAUCUUUGGCACCAUUUACAACCUGCUCGCAGCUAUCAUGCUGGGUUACGCUGUCGGUCAAAUUACCUCUUUAAUCUAUGCCAGCAGGGAGCGUCGGGAGAAUGCAAGGCAGCGAUUUGGAACACUCCACAAGUUCAUCGAGAGGGAGGAGCUGCCAGAGUGGCUGGCCAACCGCCUGAUGGUGCAUCUCACCCGCCAGUGGCAAGCGCAGCUCUCGCAGAAGUUUGACGAGUUCGAGCUCAUGGAGAGCCUCACGGAGGACCUUCGGGGGGACCUCUUUGUGCACUGGUGGCAGCGCAGCAUUGCCGUGAGCCCCAUCCUCCCACACAGCCAUGCGUUUAUUGCAAAACUUUUGGAUGCUUUGGUCCUGAGGAGAGUAGCAGCGGGGGAAUUCAUCUGUGCUGAAGGGGAGGUGAGCCGGCACCUCUACAUCCUGCGCGCCGGCACUGCUGAUGCCACGUGGAUUAAGAGUCCCGAGGACGAGGAGGGGGAUGGAAUGGGGGUGAUUAAGGAGGAGGGGGAUGGAAUGGGGGUGAUUAAGGAGGAGGGGGAGGAGGGUGGAGUGGGGGAGAUUAUGGACGAGGGAGAAGAGGAGGGGAAGGAGGGGACGGGGGAGGUUGGGGAGAGGUGGGGGGACGAGGAAGAGGACGGGGGAGAGGGUGGUGGUGGUGGGUGGAGAGGGGGAGGAGGAGGAGGAGGAGGAGGAGGCGGAGGAGUAGGAGGAGGAGGAGGAGGAGGAGGAGGAGGAGGAGGAGGAGGAGGAGGAGGAGGAGGAGGAGGAGGAGGAGGAGGAGGAGGAGGAGGAAGUAGAGGAGGAGGGGGGGGAAAGGAGUGGGGAGGGAGACAAAGUGCACCAAACACACUUCUCUGCCACGCCAAAAUGAUCCCUCCCUCCCUCCCUCCCUCCCUCCCUCCCUCCCUCCCUCCCUCCCUCCCUCCCUCCCUCCCUCCCUCCCUCCCUCCCUCCCUCCCUCCCUCCCUCCCUCCCUCCCUCCCUCCCUGCCUCCCUCCCUCCCUCCCUCCCUCCCUCCCUCCCUCCCUCCCUCCCUCCCUCCCUCCCUCCCUCCCUCCCUCCCUCCCUGCCUCCCUCCCUCCCUCCCUCCCUCCCUCCCUCCCUCCCUCCCUCCCUCCCUCCCUCCCUCCCUCCCUCCUCUCCUCCCUUGCCCUGCCAGCCCCUCUGCCUCUCUCCUCCGCUCCACCCCCCCUCCUUACCCCUUUCAGAACAACUCUACCCUCCCACCCGCCCUCUCGCCCCUCCACACUUCUUCCCCACUUUCCCUCCCACCCGCCCUCUCGCCCCUCGUCCCAGCAGCACCCCUUUGUCCCGGUGAACCGCUCGGCCUCUCUCCUGCGCUCCGACUCACAGCGCCGGCUGCGCCGCUUCCUCUCCCGCUCCCGCCAACUGUCCCUCCGUUUGACCCCCGGGCAAGCCCUCAACACACCCGGCGCUUUCCCGGGUAACCCGGCAACCGCUCCCGGCUCCCACGGGAAUCCCCUAGCACUGGCAGCAGCGGCCGCGAUGGCAGCAGGAGUGCCAGAACCUCCCAAGAAUCCUCUAGAAGUAGCGUUGGAGCAAGGGGGAGGGAACAUGGAGAUGGAGCAUCGGGCGGUGGGGACCGGGUUUGUGAUGGGCAUGGAAGGGUUGCUGGAGGCGUUUGAAACGCGCAUGGACGAGGAGGAAUGGCCGAAACAGCGGGUUGCUCUUAUCUGUGUUGAGGCCACGUUUCAGGUGGGGAAAAGGGGGAACGGGGGAAGGAGGGGAAACAUUGGGGGGGAAGAGAAGAGGUGGGGGGAAGGAGAGGAGGCCAAGACAGAGUGCGAGUUGCUGCUUCUCCUCCUGGAUGACCUAUUCGACACGCUAGAGAGCUACCCCCAGCUGCUGCACGACAUGCGCUUUGCACUGCGCCUGCCCAUGGGCGUGCACGAGCAGCAGCAGAACCGCCUGGCGCGCAGCCGUGGCGUCGCUGCUUCCGCCGUGCGCGAGGCUUUGGAAAGCCCGUAG
This is a messenger RNA of Closterium sp. Naga37s-1, 4230 nucleotides long. Lineage: Eukaryota; Viridiplantae; Streptophyta; Zygnematophyceae; Desmidiales; Closteriaceae. The record is from the annotation of a GenBank genome assembly.